AUGAACUACUUCAAAAGUAUUCUUCUAUUAUGGGUACUCAUUAUAAAGUACAAUUUAUGCCUCACGCCUAUCUCAUUAGAUAAAACAUAUGAAAAAGGAGUUAAAGCUUAUACAGACGAAAGAUGGUCUAGAUGCAUCGAAAAGUUUGAAGAAUCAUUACACUUGUAUAAACUUUUAAAAUCUGUUGUAAUGAACUGUAGACUGAAAUGUGCAUCAAAAGUGUAUGAAAGUUAUGUAAAACAAGAUAUUGAAGACCUUAAAAUUUACGAAACUUAUUUUAAUCGAAGAAAUUGCAUAAAUCAAUGUCAAGAUAUUGGGUUUCGAGCAAUCAACUUGAAAAGUAUACCUGAGGAAUAUGUAUUAAGCAAAAUGCACGCUAGAAAACCGUACGAGUACCUUCAUAUGUGCUACUUUCAAAUGCAUAUGUUUCAAAAAGCUGCUUCAGCAGCGUAUACUUAUUUUUUAGCACAUCCUGAUGAUAAUGUUAUGAAAGGUAAUAUACAAUAUUAUUUAGACCAACCAGAGGUAGAUACCACUGAAGUGAUGGACCUUGAAGGUGAUGAUUAUGUUAUUCUUUAUAACCUUGGUAUAAACUCCUAUUUCAAGAAAAACUGGGCAGAAACAGUUGCCAGCAUGGAAGAGGCAAUAAAGAAUUAUAUUGCAUCUGAAAACCAAUGUCGUGUAGAAUGUGAGCAUCAACCGGGACAAGAGUGGUCAUCUGAAUUUGUGAUAACAUUAUCUAACAACAUGGCAUCACUGCUCCAUUGCCAUCAACUAUGCCAAGAUAAACUUAGCCUUCUAAAGUACCACUCAGGUGUUGAAUUUCUCACAGACAUACUUAAUCACCUACAAAUGUCUUAUUAUCACCUUGAAAAGUUAGAGGAUGCAGUAGAAGCUGUUAAAACCUAUCUAAUUUUAAAGCCGAACGAUGAAGAUAUGUUGGCUAAUGAAAAGUUUUAUGGUGAUCUUGUUGAAAAGAAAAUUGAAAGUCAAAGAUCCGAUGUCACCGGUUAUUUUGCACGUGACAAGUAUGAGAAAGAAUUGCUUAAUUUGUUUCACAAAGAUAGUAAGCACAAUGUUAACGCAGCCUAA
Arctia plantaginis is the source of this 1092-nucleotide messenger RNA. Lineage: Eukaryota; Metazoa; Arthropoda; Insecta; Lepidoptera; Erebidae. The record is from the annotation of a GenBank genome assembly.